AUGUGGAGGACUAAGGGGCCAAAGGUAAGCUUGCAGUGUACCAACCAACAUCCCUAUAACGACACCGCUGCUAUUAACAACGCAAUCAGCAGCGGUGGUCGUUGCGGGGAGGGCUGUUUUUCUUCAACCCUCACACCAGCAGUUGUCUACUUCCCGGCCGGUACCUACUUAACCUCGUACCCGAUUUUCGAUUAUUAUUUUACUGAAAUUAUCGGCAAUCCGAACGAUCUGCCUGUAAUUAAGGCUUCAUCCUCGUUCAGCGGAGGGUGGCUUAUCGAUGGAGAUCCAUACUUUACCCCAGAUCCAAACUGGGUCACAACAGACGUCUUCUACCGACAAAUCGGUCAUUUAGUAGUGGACCUAAGGGACAUCUCAUCAAAUAGUUCAGUUAGCGGUAUUCAUUGGCCCACAGCACAGGCCACAAGUCUUCAAAAUCUCGUUUUUGAAAUGAGCACAGAAUCGGGGACCAAGCAGCAGAGGCUAUUCAUCGAAAGUGGGUCUGGUGGAUAUUUUGGAGAUCUAAUAUUCAACGGGGGAAAUAUCGGAGCUGGUCUGGGUAGCCAGCAAUUCACCACUCGAAACUUGACAUACAAUAAUGCGAAAACCGCUAUUAGCCACUUCUGGAAUUGGGGCUGGACAUAUAAAGAUAUUAAUAUCAAUAAUUGCGAGGCUGGUAUCGAUAUGUCCUCCGGAAAUACCUCUACCCAAGCAGUGGGUUCAAUUACUGUGUUAGACAGUGUUUUCACCAACACCGGCGUUGGUAUCAAGACAUUCCACAGUGCAAGUUCCUUACCAGAAUCUGCAGGGAGUGUUAUUCUGGAAAAUGUAUCCACCCAGAACGAACCCAUUAUUGUCCAAGGAGCUAAUAAUGCGACAUCUCUGGCUGGCAUUGAUGGCACCAUCGCCGGCUGGGGUGAAGGACACAGCUACACACCAGAUGGCCCAAAAGAAAUAGAAGGAAAUAUUACACCGAACACCCGGCCCAACUCUCUCGUUCAAGGAAAUGGUUUCUAUGCGCGAUCUAGGCCCCAGUACCAGUCUUAUAGCUGGUCGUCCUUCUCGAGCGUUCGAAGCGGUGGGGCUACAGGUAACGGAAAAACCGACGAUACAGCUGCCUUGCAGCAGGUGAUCAACGAGGCCACCUCGACUGACAGGAUUGUUUACAUGGACGCGGGUACUUACCUCAUCACUAGUACACUCACAAUUCCUGCUAGUGCCAAGAUUGUGGGAGAAGCAUACCCAGUGAAUAUGGCUGCUGGCAGCUUUUUCCAGGACUCAUCAAACCCUCAGGCUGUUGUCAGGGUUGGAAAUAAAGGCGACAGUGGCCAGGUGGAGUGGUCAGAUGCGACUGUCAGCACACAGGGUGGACAGGCCGGUACCAUCCUGAUUGAAUGGAACCUCGACUCUCCGGCGAACAGUCCGUCAGGCAUGUGGGACGUUCAUACUCGUGUUGGAGGAUUUACCGGCUCGAACCUGCAAACCGAGCAGUGCCUUGAAACCCCCGCUACACAAAUCCCACCCGACGCACCCAAUGCAGCAUGCAUUGCGGCGUACAUGCCGAUGCAUAUCACGCCCGAGGUUAGUGGUUUAUAUAUGGAGAACGUUUGGCCCUGGGGUACCGACCAUGACUUGGACGGAAACGGACAGCAGAUAACGAUUUACAGUGAUCCUGACUUCCACAAGACAUGUGCAGGUAAAACUGGGAAUUGCGCUCUUGGAUGGGGUCUUCGAGUUGUCGAUUCCACCGAUAAACUGGUCUAUGGUGCAGGCCUUUACUCAUUCUUUCAUAACAACGACGCCAGUUGCGCCGCUCAGAGCGCCGCUCAGAACGCCACCACGCCAUGCCAAGAGGCAAUAUUAAGUGUAGAGGGGUCAUCGUCAGCAAUCACCAUCUAUAACUUGAAUACGAUCAGCUCUUCAAGCAUGGCCCAUGCCAAUGGAACGUCUGUUGCUAACCUGACAGACCACUUGAGUGUUUUCAGUGAGGGCAUUGCGCUUUUUCGACAAGCCUAG
This is a messenger RNA of Talaromyces proteolyticus, 2013 nucleotides long. Its product is annotated as pectate lyase superfamily protein-domain-containing protein. Gene Ontology annotation, molecular function: polygalacturonase activity. Bases 1 to 2013 code for a protein of 670 amino acids. Lineage: Eukaryota; Fungi; Ascomycota; Eurotiomycetes; Eurotiales; Trichocomaceae. The transcript has 5 exons. The record is from RefSeq and is a predicted model, not a curated record.